Messenger RNA from Labrus bergylta (ballan wrasse), 1720 nucleotides. RefSeq names its product pseudouridine synthase like 1 (gene pusl1). The record is from RefSeq and is a predicted model, not a curated record. NCBI's taxonomy places the organism in Eukaryota, Metazoa, Chordata, Actinopteri, Labriformes, Labridae. Gene Ontology annotation, molecular function: pseudouridine synthase activity; RNA binding. Gene Ontology annotation, biological process: tRNA pseudouridine synthesis.
GCGGGGACCAUAGACUGUAAAUAUUAGCGGGGACGCAGAAACGGAGGGGUAGUGGGUAGGGGUAGGGUGUAGUGGCCAGUUUGAAAAAGGGUCCUAAAGUGGACAAAACUUAAGGUUAACAAAGUGUGACGUAAUCAAAAAGGGACGGACAGGACUAAACUGCGACAACCUCAGACAAUUCCUUGCAAAAAAACUUCACACAGGAGCAAUUUCGCCUGACUUAAAACAGUAACUAUGACAAAAGAAACAUGACAGAGAAGUGUCAAAUACAAUCUGAGGGACCAUGCACAACUUGGCACGUUAUCUCGUCUUUUUUCAGUACAUUGGAACAAAGUACAGUGGUGUAGUAAAAGCACCGCCACAUCAGUUAAGGAAAGGAGUCCAGAACUACUUAGAAGAUGCAAUAAGGAGGCUGAAGCCACUCAACCCAGUGUCUCUGACAAUCUCCAGCCGAACUGACACAGGUGUCCACGCUCUUUCUAACUCUGCUCAUUUCGACCUCCAACGCAAGAACGACAACCCGCCGUUUCCUGAAGACAGUCUUGUUGAUGCCAUUAAUUUUCACCUGGGGACAGCACAGAUUAGAGUCACCCGUGCCCACCGUGUGCCUGAUGAUUUUCAUGCCCGCUACUGUGCCCAGUCUCGGUCCUACAUCUACCGAAUAGCCCUGGGAGUCCCCCACCACUCCCAGCUUCCCCUCAUAGAGCAUGACCUCUGCUGGAACAUCCGCAGCACGGAGUUGGAUGUUGGAGCAAUGCGCGAGGCCGCUGCCCUGCUGGUUGGGGUUCAUGACUUCAGCAGCUUCAGGGCAGUGAACUCUGACCUGCCUUUUAAAAACCCUGUGAAGACACUGGAUGUGGCCAGCAUUCAGCCAGGAAGCUCCUUCACACAAGCACACUUCCACAGAGAGAUUCCAUUCUUGGAGCUGACGUUUACAAGCAGAUCUUUUCUCUAUAAGCAGGUGCGGAGGAUGACCGGGGCCCUGGUGGCUGUGGGUCAGGGGCGGCUCUCACUGCACAAUCUGAAGGAGAUAUUGGAGGCUCGGGACUCUCUAGCUUACCCACAAGGCCUUGUUGCUCCAGCCCGUGGCCUCUUUCUCACAAGGGUGGACUACAGGGCAACAGAUAUUCAGUUUUCACAACAAACAUCAGAGGAAUAAAUUGUCUCCGGUGGAGGAUUCAUUUGACUUCAUGCAACUGUGUUUAUAAACUGUUCAUCCCAACUUCUUUGUGAAAGAAUGUCAGAAAGGUUUGGAUAUUUGUGUGUAUUACUCAGCAGCAUAGUUUUCAAUGUCUUGUCAGUUUGUAGUGAGUCUUUUCACACACUUGUUCUAAUAAUCCUCAGACUUCAAACAGAUGAAUAUCUACAUGUUCUUUUAAUUCAAGAUAUGAAGAUUACAUAACUGUGUCCAUGACCACAGCUCAGCCACAGAAUAGCACACACCCUGAACCUAUCACAGUCUACACAUGAUCUUGCUCCUAUGUAUACAAGUAUGAAAACAGGUUGUGGUAGGUUCUCCUGACAUUUAUCAAACAAGUUAUACAACAUGUGGAGAGGAGUGUUGAGCUCUACAACCAAAAAACUGCUUUGUGUGUCCAUGGCUCUCGUACAGCGGUAUUACAUAAUGGAUCAACCAAGUGCGUACACACACUCUCACUGAUAAUGUAUACAUCCAAGUGUCCAAAUAAAACUGCAUACACUGCGUCUUUACCCAAAAGUC